Limulus polyphemus (Atlantic horseshoe crab) is the source of this 3979-nucleotide messenger RNA. RefSeq names its product metastasis-associated protein MTA3-like. Bases 125 to 2383 code for a protein of 752 amino acids. Gene Ontology annotation, biological process: negative regulation of transcription by RNA polymerase II. Gene Ontology annotation, molecular function: transcription corepressor activity; chromatin binding; histone deacetylase binding. NCBI's taxonomy places the organism in Eukaryota, Metazoa, Arthropoda, Merostomata, Xiphosura, Limulidae. The transcript is spliced from 19 exons. Gene Ontology annotation, cellular component: NuRD complex; nucleoplasm. The record is from RefSeq and is a predicted model, not a curated record.
CUCAGAAAAUGGCGUUUUGUUGGAGUGUGAGUGAUCGGACGUAACCAAGUGGGGCCACACUCUGGUUUGUCAUUCAUGAAAAACGUACUUUGUGGAUUACCACUGUUAUCAGUUAGGUAAUAUAAUGGCAGCAAAUAUGUAUCGGGUUGGAGAUUAUGUCUAUUUUGAAACCUCAUCCACUACACCGUAUCAAAUCCGACGAAUUGAAGAACUCAUUAAGACUCCAAACGGAAAUGUGGAAGCUAAAGUGAUGUGUUUUUAUAGAAGGAAAGACAUUUCUAGUUCUUUGGUUCUGAUGGCUGAUAAGCACCAAAGCCUGGCUGAAACCCUGGAUGAGAAAAGUGCCUUAGAUGAGGAACAGGAACAAGAGGUUGAACUACUAAGUGAAAGAGAUCGUCAUCAACUAAAACAUAGGGAACUGUUCUUAUCAAGACAAGUUGAAACAUUGCCAGCCACACACAUCCGUGGGAAGUGCACAGUCACAUUGCUAAAUGAAACCGAGUCCAUGGCCUCAUACUUGAACAAAGAGGACUGUUUCUUCUAUACAUUAGUGUUUGACCCUCAUCAGAAGACACUUUUAGCUGAUAAAGGAGAAAUAAGAGUUGGAUCAAGAUAUCAAGCAGAAAUUACACCAAUACUAAAAGAAGGCGAAGAAGAUGGCAGACGUUUGGAAGAUCUUGAAACUAUAGUUUAUACACCUCAUCAUAAUUUAUCAGACAGACAAAUAGACCAGUUCCUUAUUAUUUGUAGGUCUAUAGGUACCUUUGCCAGAGCCCUGGAUUGUUCAAGUUCUGUGAAGCAGCCAAGUCUCCACAUGAGCGCUGCAGCAGCUUCCCGUGAUAUCACCUUGUUUCAUGCAAUGGACAUUCUACACCAACACAACUACGACAUUGCAAGUGCAAUUUCUAGCCUAGUCACGUCAAAAGGUCCUAUUCUUUGUCGAGAUGAGAUGGAAGAGUGGUCAGCCUCUGAAGCAAAUCUUUUUGAAGAAGCCCUUGAAAAAUAUGGCAAAGACUUCAUUGACAUUAGGCAAGAUUUUCUUCCUUGGAAGAGUUUGAAAAACAUAGUAGACUACUAUUAUAUGUGGAAAACCACAGAUCGUCAUGUUCAACAGAAAAGGGUGAAGGCAGUAGAAGCCGAGAGCAAGCUCAAACAAGUCUACAUUCCUAAUUAUAACAACAAACCCACCACACUGAAUGGUCCGAAUGGAGAAAACCUGGUUUCAGGAGGACGUCCAUGUGAGAGCUGCUACACUUUAAGUUCUCACCAGUGGUAUGCCUGGGGUCCUCCACACUUACAAUGUAGGUUGUGUCAACCAUGCUGGAGUUUCUGGAAACGAUAUGGAGGCCUGAAGUAUCCUAGUAAGCUUGAUGGUGAGCUCCAGACCUCAGCCCGGAACUCAGAUAAUGACUCCUCCUAUUCAUGCAGGGACUGUAACAAAGUCUUUAAUCGGCAAGAACGGUUGACGGCUCACAUGGCUGCACACAGACCACAUCGAUGUGGGUUCAGUAGUUGUGGGAAGGAAUUCAAACUUAAAGCUCACCUAGUGCGACACUGUGCUUCUGUCCAUGAUUCAGCUAUUAGAGUUGGUAGUCCAAGACCUAUAAUAAAGACACGUGUAGCAUUCUAUCUGUGUACCACACCUCUUACUCGACUUGCUCGACGAGUUUGUGCUCAUCUCUUACAACCACACCACGCUGCCAGAAACCCUUUUAAAGCAAUCAAUGUGGUAGCUGUCAAACAGGAAUGUCAAACUAAGUUGCUUGAGGGAUUGCCAAAAAUACCAAUUGCUAAAUCUCGGAACCGGGGAUCUAUUCUUGAUAUAUCUCAUCGUUUGGGGGCUCCCAAUAUACCAAUACCCGAGUGGCUGAUAGCCAUGCCUAAAAAUAAACUUCCUCAACCUGAACGUUUAGCAUUCCCUCCACCUCCCCGUGGAAAAGAUGGUCAACUCUUAAUACCUUGGCCUCAUAAGGAAGAAAGCCGAUCAGUGGGUAUCAACAGUGUGUUACCUACAAUUCUAAGGAAACGUGGAUAUGAACAACAAAAUGGAGUAGAUGGGCCUGCAGCCAAACAUCGGGCAGUAGUUGGAUCCUCACCAGACCUAUACAAAAUGGCAGACUUGCCACAAGGAACAAUUAUCACUCGAUUAAAUGGACGAGCAAAGAUGACUACCAUCAGGUUUGGGGGUCGGAAACAGACGAUAAGCUUAGUUGAUGCUCCAGAUGAUGUGUACUUUAUAGCCACACCUGCUACAAGAAAACUUCGAAGGCAACUAGGGUUGAAUGAAGUACGUCGUGCUGCUAGGCGACCAAGUAGAAAAUUGUAUGUAAAACUUCCACAGUAUGGAAUCCCUUCCUAUCGGCAGGUCAUCACACAGGAAUAGCCCUGGUUACACGACCUGCACUUACAAGCAGACAGAUAAAACUGCAAUGAGUAAGAAGGCCAAAAUUGUCUGUGUGCUGAUAAGGUUUGAAGUUUGUAUGAUAAGGAUUCUUUUGGAAUAAAAGACAUUCCGUGCAGAUGAACAACAUUCUGUGUGUUUAAGUGCUUGUAGAGAAAAGGAAUGAAAACAAAAGAUGGUGUGUUUCUGAUCUGACUAGGGAAUGAUAGACCUUUUAACAAAAAAUUGUAGACAAAAAAUAUCGUUCUUGCUCUGGCCUGAAAAUGAUAGUGAUCUUUACAACAAGUGAAUAAAAACAGAGGUUGUAUUUUAAAAAACAAAAGGGGUAUCAUUCAGAUUUAAAUCUGGCCCAGAUAGCUGACAGCUUUAUAAAAAUGCAGACAAGUAUUAUAUUGUAACGUUGUUGAUUGUGUUGUUUACUUUGUAACUUCUAACAUUUUGUCUAUCAUAGACAAAUUCACAAAGUUUUCAACAUACAGAUUUUUAAAGUCAAGAAGAUGCAUAUGUCAGAAGAAACAACAAUAUUUGUUAGAGAUCCCCUCAAGAGGUUUUAAGACUUAAAAUUCCCAUCCCUUGAAUUGUUAUUUCAUCUACAAUAUAAGGAAAGGAUAUACACCGUAGAACAAGGUGGGGACUUUUUUGUUUUUUUAUGCCAGUGCCAGGUGGGUCCAGUAUUUAUACAGAUUACCAUAACAUGGGUAAGCCUGGUGGUUUGGAAUAUUUGUUCUUGUGUUUGAAUUAAAUGAAGUUUCUCUUCCGUAACAUUUAAAUGUCACCAUACUGGUAGUGUUAUUUUAUACCUGAAAUGCUUGAACGAAAUUUUAUUAUUAUUUUUUAAUCCUUGUUCUAACAUAUCUGUGUAUCCAACCUGUAUGAUAGUUCCAAACGUAACACUGUUUUUCAAGUUGUCCCCUAUUGAACACAAUUUUUCUAUUUAAUUUGAGAAAAUCAAAUUUAAAAUAUGUAAUGGCUUUAAAAUUUCUUAAAAGUAAGAAAGUAUUGCAUCAUCAGUUACAUUAUCAUUUUGAUGUCCAUGUAUUAUAAAUAAUACAAUUAAAUCUAUUGGUUUAUACAAAAUACUUUUUUAAAGGUUGUACUUUCAAUUUUUCAAUACAUUUACUGGUAAAUAUAUCUAUCACAGGAUUUUUAAAAACCACACCUCUACCUCACCUCCCUUUUAGAAAACAUGCCUUGACCUGUUUGGAGCUAUGUGUUGUAUUUAAUAUCUUUUCUGAAUAAUUUUGUCUGGUUUUAGUCCAACAAUUAGCUAUAAAAAUUAGGAAAAUUAUCUUUUCAAUCAGUAAUUUAUAUCAAGAUUUAAAAAACUUUCACCAAAGAUUAACCAAAGUCAGCUUGUGAGUUUUGGUGGGACUGGGCAGGUUGUUUACAUUUCCAAUUAAGACGAAAUUUAAAUAAAGCAGAACCUUGUUUGGAGUGUUAUAGAUUCAAUUAAAAUUUUUUUUCCAAAACAUAAUUAAAUUGUUGCAUGGUAAUAGCUGAAUAAAAACUAUCUGACUUGUUACUAUCUUUUUGUAAAAAAAAAAAAAAAAAAAAAAUUUUGCCCAUCAUAAAUAAUUU